This is a messenger RNA of Macrosiphum euphorbiae (potato aphid), 624 nucleotides long. The record is from the annotation of a GenBank genome assembly. NCBI's taxonomy places the organism in Eukaryota, Metazoa, Arthropoda, Insecta, Hemiptera, Aphididae.
AUGGCUCGGCACACUGCAUAUUAUUUGGAACCUAUUGAAAAUGAUGAUUAUGAACCUGAGGAGGUUGACAACAGUCAUCUUUUUUAUAAUGAUGAAGUUAUAAACGAAUAUAUGGAUCUAAUCACACAACGUUCACCCGACACAGUUUAUGGGUUUAAUACUUUUUUUUACCUAGCUCUAUCUGACAAGGGAUACUCGCAUGUUCGUCGUUGGACGAAAAAAGUUGAUAUAUUCUCAAUGAAAAAAUUGUUUAUACCUAUUCAUAUUGAAGAUCACUGGUGUUUAGUGUAUGUUAGCUUUCCACAAAAAUCCAUUAAAUAUUAUGACAGCAUGGGUGGACGUAAUUUUAAAUGCUUAAAAUUAAUAUUGAAAUAUUUGAUGUUGGAACAUGAUGACAAAAAAGGAGAAGAUUUUCAUCCAAGUGGGUGGUUACUAAUGAAUGUGAAAAACUGCCCUCAACAGUUGAAUACUUGGGAUUGUGGAGUAUUUGUUUGCGUGUACGCUGAAUAUUUAUCUAGAGGGGCUCCAUUAAAUUUUUCACAACAACACAUGGAAAAAUUCAGGAGACAAAUAGCAUUAGAAAUUAAAAAGAAAAAACUAAAAAAAUCCGCACCAGAAACUUAA